AUAAAGGUACACCAGAACCUUUUAGAUAUGUAUUGCUUUGUGUAAUUUUGCAUUAUGUGUUUUAUGUGUCAUCGCCUGUAUGCUGAGCUCUGUCCUUGUGUACGUUUUAAUCUGCAAGAUCAAAGUGAUGUUUAAUAUCGCAUGGCCAUGUCGAAGUUUUACAGUCCACCAUUGCUGAUGAUACAUUUGAUUUGAGUCUAAAUUAUAUUUUAAAUCCCUCAUUUAUGACUAAGAUAUACCGGUAAUGGAAAUUAUAAGUGAAUCGUUCAAUACAAAUCUGAAAGGAAAAUCUAACAUUUUACAAAACUUCAUGGCGUAUGAACAAAGAAAAGCUAUAAUAAAAAGAAUAGGAUAAUGCAUAUAAACCAGCUGAGGUUGUGACAUCGACUUGUGAUAAUAUCCCGUCAGUCAUCAAUGACUGUGUCCUCAGUUCUUGGAUACAAGUGUCUUGGGGCCUGACACGAGGUAAAAUAAAUAAAUUGUUAAAGUUAUUUUCACUUUUAUACAUUUUAUUUUCAUUUGAGCAAACCCAAAGCAACUCCCAUAAAGACUCCGCAGUGUUUGCUUGUUCUCUCUGUGUGAGCAACUCUCAGCGUCAGGGUGGACGUGAUAUUUCAAACAGCACAUCAGUGCGUUUAUGUAUUGGGUGCCCGGAAUUUUUUCCAAAUAAACACAGCUUGAUUCGACCUGGGUGGGCAGACUUAUCAAGCGACUAAUUCUAUAAACAGAUGAGGAAAUAACCCACCACCUCAUUGGUUGUUGGGAAAAGAGGGGGAACAUAAGGGAGUUUCAGUGCAAUGAAAUUUUAAUUAAUGUGGGUGGGCUGAGAACACCACCGACUGUUUAUGAUGGACAAUUUAUUUCCCAGUGCAAAGUCAACACAACACAGCAAACGUAAAACAAUUAUUAACAUUUUUCUGGGGUCCUCAUGAGGCUGGGGAGUCAGUCGGUGGAGGAGAGCAGCUCCGGGAGACGGCUCAACUUUACCCAGGACACACUCCAGCCUCCCCGGCGUCAUGACGCUCUACCACGGCCGCCUGCCCUCUCUAGGAGUGCCAUCUUCGGCUCUGAGUCUCUCCGGUGCUUCGCUCAUUUACCUGUAUGGAGGGGACAGCGCAGGGGUCGUGCCCGCUGCCUUGAGUUUCCUGCCGGCCCGCCAGGAGCCCCCGCAGAAGCCCCCCUACAGCUACAUCGCGCUCAUCGCCAUGGCCAUCAAGAGCGCGCCGGAGCAGCGCGCCACGCUCAGCGGCAUCUACCAGUUCAUCAUGGACCGCUUCCCCUUUUACCACGACAACAAGCAGGGCUGGCAGAACUCCAUCCGGCACAACCUGUCGCUGAAUGACUGCUUCAUCAAGGUACCCAGGGAGAAAGGCCGGCCCGGGAAAGGCAGCUACUGGACUCUGGACACAAAGUGCCUGGAUAUGUUUGAGAAUGGCAACUACCGUCGGAGGAAGAGGAAGGCGAAGAGUCAGCAGGAUGCCAUGGAAUCCAAAGCCGGUGGACACAAACGUACCAAGGGCCCGGGGCCAUCCAGGGACCCCCAGUCCUCCCAUAAACACCGGACUGGCCCGGGGAUAGCGGAGGAUCCAGCGAGGCACCAUGCAGAGAGAGUGGAGACACAACCUGACACAAAAGCGGUGCUGGUUGAGCUGAACCAGGCUGAGCUGUCACAGCACCCCCCCAAACUGAGACCUAAUGGGUCCCCCGACAGAGACGCUCUUGCAUGCACCGGAAGGAAGCUGGACGCCCCUCAGCCUGGGACUUGUCCCGCUCCAAGACAUGCUGCCUGGUGGAUGUACGGCGAGCCAGAGGGAAGCCUGUCAGCGGUCAGCGGGAGAGGAGAGGAGAGGAGCCCGAUCUGCGCCGUCUGGAGCGCAGGCACCACAGUCCCGGCUGCAGUAGCACAGGACAGACCCAGAGAAACGGUACCGAGCAGGGACAAAUCGAAAGGUUUCAGCAUCGAGAGCAUCUUAUCGAAAAGUGAAGACCAAGUGCGCGGAAGCAUCCUCGAUUUGUCCGCGGACACGUGCGCAGAGCGUGGAAGUCCCGCGUUCAGUUCUUCCGUUGUGCUCGGCACGCGACCACAUCAGCUGUACCACAUGGGAUUCCCCUUCUGCUCCUACCUGUCACUCACAUACCCCGACAAAGUGCUGCAUCUGAAAUGAAUAUCAGUAAAGAAUAUUGAGCGUUAGGACUGGGCCUGUGAUGCACUCAGCACAAUGUGAGAAUAAACAUUUAAUAUUCAGAUAUAGUUUUUCAUCAUACUGCUUUGAUUUGAAUUCCAUGUGCCACAACGUUUAGGAUAGUUACAAAAAAAAGAUUAUUUAA
Messenger RNA from Notothenia coriiceps (black rockcod), 2328 nucleotides. RefSeq names its product forkhead box L1 (gene foxl1). Gene Ontology annotation, molecular function: RNA polymerase II cis-regulatory region sequence-specific DNA binding; DNA-binding transcription factor activity, RNA polymerase II-specific. The transcript has a single exon. Bases 1017 to 2165 code for a protein of 382 amino acids. The record is from RefSeq and is a predicted model, not a curated record. Gene Ontology annotation, biological process: anatomical structure morphogenesis; cell differentiation; regulation of transcription by RNA polymerase II. NCBI's taxonomy places the organism in Eukaryota, Metazoa, Chordata, Actinopteri, Perciformes, Nototheniidae.